This is a messenger RNA of Aureobasidium vineae, 1104 nucleotides long. The record is from the annotation of a GenBank genome assembly. NCBI's taxonomy places the organism in Eukaryota, Fungi, Ascomycota, Dothideomycetes, Dothideales, Saccotheciaceae.
AUGACUUACAACUGGGAUGGCAUCGUGUGGACCUACGACAAGACUUGGAUCAACAGGGCGCGUCAUCUCCUUGAGUUUACUACCAAUGUGCAUAUCAGAGAGCGUCAGGAUAAAACACAAUGCUUUGCCAUGACUCUCCAAGAGGAGGUCGCUGUUUCGCAUGUUGCGCAGGGCUGCUGCACACUACACAUCGUCUUGACGCUUCUCCUUGCACCAUCCUUCUCGCAUCACUUUCUCAUCAGAAGAUCUCAGAACACUGACUUGUGUGCAAUACAGUUCGUCUCGUCUCGCGGCAACGAGUACUACUGCGAAAUCGACGAAGAUUACUUGACCGACCGCUUCAACCUGACUGGCCUUAACACGGAAGUCCAAUACUACCAGUAUGCGCUCGAUCUCGUGACCGAUGUGUUUGACAUGGAGGUCGACGACGACAUGCGCGAGCAAAUCGAAAAGAGCGCCAGACAUCUCUACGGUCUCGUGCAUGCGCGCUACGUUGUGACGACUAGAGGUCUCGCAAAGAUGGUAAGCAUUAAUUUUUCAUUGCUUCUCUUCUUAUCGAAUCUACCUGAGCGUCCUUCACGAGCAAAAGAAAAACAUCAUCGACUAACACUCCAUGCAAAAAAGCUCGACAAGUACAAGUCCGGCACCUUUGGCAAAUGCCCCCGCGUCAUCUGCGACCAACAACACCUCUUGCCCAUGGGUCUCCACGACGUCCCCGGCACCUCGACCGUAAAACUCUACUGCGCCAAAUGCGAAGACAUCUACAACCCCAAGUCCUCGCGCCACAACGCCAUCGACGGCGCCUACUUUGGCACCUCCUUCCACAACAUCCUCUUCCAGGUGUACCCUGCCAUGUUGCCCNCCAAAACCCAAAGACGCUAUGAACCACGCAUCUAUGGCUUUAGAGUCCAUGCUGCUGCUGCAUUGAUGAGAUGGCAGGAAGAAAAGAGAGAGGAGAUGAAGGACAGACUCAGAAAGGGAGGUUUGGAGACGGGGUUUGAGGAGGAAGAUGAGGAGCUGGAGGAUGAGGAUAGUGAGGAGGGUGAUGAGAGUAAGGAUGGCAUUGACGAUAUGUUUGAGGCUCCUGCUCCUACCGUGCAGUAG